Molecule: messenger RNA, 1188 nt
Organism: Nicotiana tabacum (common tobacco)
Lineage: Eukaryota; Viridiplantae; Streptophyta; Magnoliopsida; Solanales; Solanaceae
Source: RefSeq, a predicted model, not a curated record
UAACCAAAACAUAAAUUUGUUUACUGUACUUUCUUUUGCGAGAUUAAUCGUGAUUGAUUAUCAUAAUUAGUCCCUAGUCUACUAAGAAUGGCCAAUAAUUGCCCACUUCAAGAAAAAUCAUGAUGAAAAUUGAGUGUUUGAGCGAAAACAACGUUGUAUAAUGGUGAAGUAAAAGAAGCCACUAAAUAAACUACAGACAAAAAAUAAAAACUAUAAUUGUAAAAUAUUAUCGUUCGUUAAUUAUUGAUCCAUAAUUUAACUGAUGCUAAGAUCAUAUUAAAUCACCCGAGGCCGAGGGUAAGGAAACGAAAAGAAACUUUACCCAAAAAUAAGAAGGAAGGAGUGGGAGGGCGUGAAAGAUAUUUUCAAGAAAAAGAUUUUCUAUAAAGAAACUUCGUAUUAUUUGCUGCAACUAAGACGAUUGUUAUUUACCAAAAUAGAAAAUGACAAAGGGCAAGUAGAAAAUAAUUAAUAACAACUUAGGGACCCUCCAAAGCCAAAUAGUCUCAUUUUUCCACUGCAGUUUGUCCCUUAGAACAUGGAGUAAAUUAUGGCACCUUUCCUUACUACUAUAAGCUGUCUACUUCCUCCCUCUCCUUUCCCACUAUCCCUUUUUUCUUCCUUAAUUUGCCACAAACACUUGAAGGUUUGAUUCAAGAUAUGGAAAUAGAGUUGGUAAAGUGCGAUUGUUGUGGACUGAAAGAAGAUUGCACAAAAGACUACAUUAGUGAAGUGAAGGGGAAUUUUGAGGGGAAAUGGCUAUGUGGAUUAUGCUCAGAAGCUGUUAGAUAUGAAGUUAACAGAGGGAAGCAAUUUCUUGGGAUGGAAGAAGCUGUAAAAGCUCAUAUGUCAUUUUGUGGGAAAUAUAAGUCUAAUAAUCCUGCAGUUCAUGUAGCUGAUGGGAUGAGGCAAAUGCUAAGGAGAAGGUCAACAACUUCUCCUAAUUCUAACAAGUAUACAAGAUCAAUAAGUAUCACCUUUUAUUAGUUACACAAGGAAAAAACACAAAAUAAAGAACCUUAACCUCAACUUACAGUUAAAUAUUGCAUAAAUUUAUAUCCUUUUGCACUAUGCAGUAUGAAUUUGGAUUAGUCGAGCCAAUAAAUAUCGGAAAAUCUCAAUUACAUCUUUAUCUUGUACAGAGGAUGUUAUUAAUUUCAGUGGAGGCUACUUCAGAUGGUUUUGUUU